AUCUCGUGGCGCUGGUGGUGCUGCGCCCUUCCCGUCUGAUGCGUAAAAGAGCACCAUGACUAGCAGAGCACCGGCAGGCUUCACACACUUUGCCAGAAAGAGCCAAACCGGCGUGAGAGUGAGUUGAGUAACAAAGAGAGUGUGGGAGAGCCCUCCCCCCGUCAAAUGUAUCGAUGGAUCCACACCUUCAUAACCCAACUCUUCUUCAGCUUCGCGCAGAUGGCCAAAGUGUCCAAACCAGACCGUGAAACUGUUCAGCCAAUAGAUUAGUUAUUUAACUCUUCAUCCACUGCUUUGUUGUACUUAGUGUGUAGUGAAAGUCAAAGUAGCCACACACCCUCUGGCCCAAAAGCACUUGGCUACACGUGAAUGCCUGCCGGUCUCCCAGCGCACUCCACGCUUGCGCUAGUUAUGCCAUGCCGCGAAGUCAUACCGGCGACGAAAGCGGCGGCAGCGGGAUCUGGCUAAAGACCUCGACUGGACGUCGGGGGCAGGACUACCCACUGAAAGAUGUGGAGUGCGGACAGCAGACUAUGAAUAACGUUGUGGGUGUCGGGGACGGUCUCCUGUCUCCAGCCGCGGCAGGUGCGGUGGGAGCGGAGAGGAAACAGGGCGCCCGCCUGAGUCUGCUGGGGAAGCCGCUGACCUACAGCGCGCAGAGCAACCGCAGAAACGCACGCUACCGGCGGCUCCAGAAUUACCUCUACAACGUUUUGGAAAGACCGAGGGAAUGGGCUUUUGUUUACCACGCUUUUGUGUUUAUCCUGGUAUUCGGAUGUCUAGUUCUCUCUGUGUUUUCCACCAUCCCUGCUCACCAGGAGUUCUCCUCGCACUGCCUGCUCAUCCUGGAGUUUGUGAUGAUUGUAGUGUUUGGCCUGGAGUACAUCAUCCGGAUAUGGAGUGCUGGCUGCUGUUGCCGCUAUCGAGGCUGGCAAGGACGUCUCCGCUUUGCCAGAAAACCGUUUUGUGUCAUAGACAUCAUCGUACUUAUCGCCUCAGUUGCUGUGGUUUCAGCUGGUAGCCAGGGUAACAUCUUUGCCACAUCUGCGCUGCGUAGCCUUCGCUUCCUUCAGAUCCUGCGCAUGGUGCGCAUGGACCGUAGGGGAGGGACCUGGAAACUACUCGGAUCUGUAGUUUACGCACAUAGUAAGGAGCUGGUGACUGCCUGGUAUAUAGGGUUUCUGGUGUUGAUCUUCUCCUCCUUCUUGGUCUAUCUGGUGGAGAAAGAAUUCAACAAGGAGUUUGCCACCUACGCCGAUGCUCUGUGGUGGGGCACGAUCACCCUUACAACUAUUGGCUACGGUGACAAGACCCCACAGACGUGGACUGGGCGGUUAUUAUCAGCGUGUUUUGCUCUGCUGGGGAUCUCCUUCUUUGCCCUGCCAGCUGGCAUCCUAGGUUCAGGCUUUGCCCUGAAGGUGCAGGAGCAGCAUCGACAAAAGCACUUUGAAAAAAGGAGGAACCCAGCUGCCAGCCUCAUCCAGUGUGUCUGGCGUAGUUAUGCUGCUGAUGAGAACUCGGUUUCCAUUGCUACCUGGAAGCCUCAUUUGAAGGCGUUGCAUACCUGCAGCCCCGCCAAGAAAGAGCAGGGCGAGGCUACUUACAGGAUCAUGAAGUUCCACGUAGCAAAGAAGAAGUUUAAGGAGACGUUGCGUCCGUAUGAUGUGAAGGACGUGAUUGAGCAGUACUCUGCAGGUCACCUGGAUAUGCUCUGUCGCAUCAAGAGCCUUCAGACCAGGGUGGAUCAGAUCUUGGGAAAAGGCCAGAUUCCUGUGGAUAAAAAAAUGAGGGACAAACUGCACCCAGAUGGAGACUCUCUAGAGGGCAUGAGCAUGCUUGGACGUGUGUGUAAGGUGGAGAGGCAGGUAACUUCCAUUGAAUCAAAGCUGGACUCUUUGCUGGAUAUUUACCGCCAAGUCCUACAGAAAGGCCCCUCAGCACUCACCCUCUCCUCCCUCCCCCUGUUUGAGCUGGAGAACCAGCAUCAUAACUCGGACUACCCGACCUCAAUCAUUGGCAGGGACCUUCCCUCCCAUCAGGGAGGUGAGCCUGUUGGAAGCGGAGGACACAACAGUGGCGGCAUGCGUCGUUCUCUCAAUCCCAACCCGAGAGGCUUGCGGCUCAUACUGGCACCAGCUGAUGAUGACGCUCCUCCGGACUCAGCCCCUCCAUCCUAUCCACCAUCCACAGCCUCGCUCUCCCCAUCACCUCUGCUGCCCCCUGAUAGCCCUUAUCCAACUUUGGUCACCACCAAUGGUACCCCGAAAAAAGCACACUUCCCUGAUCUGCCGCCCCCACCUUCCUCGACGGGGAAUUUCACUCUUCAACUCCCCCCUAUGGUACACCCCUCUCACCUCCGAUGCCCUGCUGACCCGAUCUCAGAUGAUCUGACAGAUGGAGUGGCAGUGGACGAGGAAAGCUCUGGCCCCUCUGUUGUUGUAGGAUGCGAUGUGGAUUCUGACCAAGAAGGUGACAACGAAGCAGCCUUUGGCCAGGGAACGGUUCAGCUGCGGGAGAAGCCUGGCUUGAAAUCUGAGGGGGUCUGGAGGAGGCACAUGAGCCUUGAGGUGAAGCCCUUGCUGCUUCUCUCUUCGAGCCCAGAUGGGAGGGCUUCAGACUGGGAAGGUGGUCUUGGGAAGUCGAUCUCUGUGCAGAACCUCAGUCAACCUUUGACCAACCGUGCCCCUGGUCUCUCCUCUGCACUCAACAACAGCAGCAGCAGCAAUGGUAGCGAACGCAGCACUGCCAAUGAUGAUCUUAACAACUGGGAUAACACAGAACUCUUUAUUAGAGAGUGCAAACUACAAACAUCAGAGGAACAUUUCGACUUCCUGUCACAGGGACCUGGAAGCAGCACCUCAGACCUUUUAAAGACUGUGGAGGAGGCUGCACCUCACCCAAAAGGAAAGUCCGAGUUUCUCAGUCAGUCCUCACACAUACAGCUGGCAUAACCACACUUACUGACAGACACACAUUUCCAUACUGUAUGUAAACACCACUGUGGGUGAAGCCACUUUUUAAAAUAUUUUUACAGGGCAGUAAACAGAUUAUGUUGCAAGUUUUACAAAUAAAUCCUUUCUAUAUGAACAAUGUUUUGAUAUUUUGUCUAACACUUUUAUUCCCAGUUGCAUACACACUUUUCAUAGGGUACUAAAAUUACUACAGCCUAUACAGUAAAUGAAUGUACACGUAUGUAUGCAAGUGGCCAUACUCAUGUAAGACAAAAUAUACAAUCAAUACACAAAAAUGAAAAUAACCUUACUGGAAAAACAAUAUUUUGAUUUUAUACAAAAAUGACCAAGUUUUUCAUAUUUACUAUCAUAAAUUAAAGAAAAAGAUGCUUAAUUUGAAGAGGAAUGAAGGGGAAUCUUGGAAGGAAUCCUAAUUUUAUUUCUAGAUCCAGACUUGUUGGAAAAGCUGUAGAUGCAAAUCAAAUAAUGGGGCGCAUUGUGAGAAAAGGUUACUGUCCAACAAUUUUACAUUUUUGCUGAGUCUUACUCAACCUGCAAACCCAAUUUGGAGUCUAACUUUUCACUUUACAAAUUAAAAGAUAAUGGAAGAAGAAUACUGAAUAAAUGUCUCACAGCCAGAACUACUUGCAAGGUACAGAGUAGCUUAAGAUCAAAGAAAUCACUCUAACUCAUUGGUCAGCUUCUACGCACGUGGUGAAACCAGCAAUCACAUGUACAUGCACAUCCGCAGAACUCUUUCACACUCUGACAGUUGUGACCAUUAACAAUUACUACUACUACUCUAAGAAAGGCCAACAUGACAAAGAGCUGAGACUGACUAAGAACUUUUCUUGGAAGAAGCAGAGAGUCACUCACUCUGCUAGUUCACUGUCUGUCUUUGGCAACUUAAAAUUUCAUCUUUUACUUACUCUGUGCUUUCAUACAUAUCACUACAUGGACAGUUUGAAAAACAAAAUAUAAAUAAAGGAAAUAAAGGGUGAGGCCUGGUGUGAGAGAAACAGCUGAAGUAUAAAAACCUAAAGGUUGAACCAGGGUUGCAUGUGUGCAGACUACAGAAAUCUCGUUUUCUUCAUUUCCUACAAUUGCUGAAGUGUUUGUUAAUGUUGAUGUGGUUGGAUGGUUGGUCUAAUCUGUCAGCAAACUGUAACUACAUUUGAAUGCAGCAGACCUAAUCGGAAGAAAUGUCCUAUCAGCACUGACUUAAAACAAGUGUUGGAAUUUCUCCCACUUGGUCUGGAUAGUAGCCCAGUAAGUUGGAUGCAGCUGUUUUGAAUAUUGAACUGUGGUAGGCUUUUAAGUGGGCUUUCUCAGCCAAGCAUGAGAUGAUGCAUGUCUAAGCUGUAAUUCAAAAGUGCUCAUGCAUUUUCUGGUGACUCAGACCUCCAUCUGCAUGUCAAAAUAAUGUUUACUCCAAACUUUUAACAAAAUGGUACGAACAAAGUCUGCCUACAUGAUCAAUAUUAUCUGAACUAAUUUGAUAGAAGUUAAAACCUGUGUUGCUACUUAUGUGGAUAACCCACUUACUAUUUUAUGACAAAACUACAACAUUUAAAGGCCAUUUGUCGUGAUCAAACUAGAAAAACCUCAUUGAUAUUUUCUGUGACUUCUCUGAUGAAGACUGAUCUUAGAUUGAGAUUAUAUGUGGCUUAUAUAAGGACUCUCUUCACCAGGAUGUUGGUACGCACUUCAUCCUCACUCACCUCAGUCCUAAUUAGAAUAUUUAACCAUUCUGGGUUUUAUUGUCACUAUCUCGAAAAUGACUAAAGUGGACCGUUUAUAUUAUGGUACAUUUAAUCUUUAAGGAGAUGUAGAGGCUUAUAUGUUUUCAGUGUUAGAUUUUUGAAAAACUGGUGUCUUGAAAGUGUCUUAAUAAACAGUGUUUGUAUUGCUGCCUUUUUUUCUUUUAGAUAGGUUGACUGGUGUUUAAAUGAGAAUUAUGCACAAAAACUAUGUCAGCCGUCUUCAUUUUUGUUAGUCAUUUUGAUUUGUUUUGUAUGUUGUCACAGAAGUCUUAAAAUGUAUUGUUUGUGCUAUUCGUGUCCUUUUAUUCAUCUGUUUUUCCUGUUAUAUCCCCAGAGAGUUAAGUGCAUUUCUUAGAAAAUUAACAUCCUGUAAAAGAAUAUAGCGAGUAUUAUCUUCUGACAAAUGACAACUGCUAACACUUGUAGACUGAUUUUAAAGUGUUUUAUAGACCAUGCAGAAGUUGUUCUGGUAUGAUAAAAUAUAUUGUCAUCAUGAAAGCACAGUGUGUUUCUGUUGAGAUUGACCUGGAAAUGUGACAUUGUAGUUUAUGCUUAUGUAAUAUUGACAUAGAUUUGAGUUGUAGCUAUUGAUUGAGCUUUGUUAAAAAUGAGAACAGGCCAAAUCCAUAAGUAACAAUGAAGCAAGACACCAAACACAGAUGGGACAACCUUAAAAACUGCAAUUGUUGCCCUCCCCUCCCAAAGAAAACAUGCCUAUUUUUGCUGUCUGUAUAUUGCUUGAGAAUCCUCCUAUUAUUUUUUUCUUCUUCACGGAGCUAUAAAGGCCUAGUUUGCCUACAGACUAUGCAUAUUGUAUAGUUGAAGUCAAACUCCUGCUUUUCAGUUGGGCAUCCAGUUCACUUAAGUUAUGUCGCCUUGGUCACAGACUUUAUAUGGCUUUGAUGGCUAAUAAUACCAUUUCUGUAUUGCUUGAACGAUAAUUUAUUACACAACUGGCCUUAAAGCUUGAUAAUGUUAACUUUAUUAUUUCUUUGAAAUUAAUUUAUUAAAGUGCACACUAUGUUCUCUGGAUGAGAAAUGCAAAGAAUUUUAUUAUUCAUUAAUAAAGUACAGGUUAUCUGAA
Neolamprologus brichardi is the source of this 5798-nucleotide messenger RNA. The record is from RefSeq and is a predicted model, not a curated record. NCBI's taxonomy places the organism in Eukaryota, Metazoa, Chordata, Actinopteri, Cichliformes, Cichlidae.